AUGAAUGGGAAUAAAGAUUACGAAAAGAAAUAUCAGAAAACUUUUUGUUAUACAAUUUCUACGCUUAGUAUUCCUGACAGUUAUAAGAUUGAAGUGCCAGUUCAUAUACCAUUUGAAGGUAGUAUAGAAGAAUUAAGUCAUAGAAUUAUAAAUGGAUUUAAUUUACCAUUAUACGUAAUAGAAGAAUUAUCGGGCGAGUUACAAAAAUUUGUUGAAAAGUGUUCAAUUGAAUUUUAUGAUUGUCAGACAGUUGAAGCUAUAGAAAGUAUAAAAAAUGAAUCAAUUGAAGUUGAAGACAUUGUUAAAUAUUGGGAAAAGGCAUUUCAACAGGAAACUUUCUCAUUGACUAAUAAUAAAGGACCUAGUAAUGAUCAAUUGUUUGGUACUGCAUUUCACAAAUUAGCUCAUUCAGGACCUUCUUUGGAUGCCAUUCUUCAUAUUGAGUAUGGUUAUGCACAAGCAGUCCAAGAUAUCAUGAGUAGAAAAUUUAGACAAGUUACAUCCUUGACAAAAACUCAAACUGAAGAAAUGAAUUAUGCCAUGGAUGGAUUGAAUAAAUAUAGUACUGAAGAUGAUAUUAAUGCUUUAGCACUAAAGCAUUUUGAUGACCAAACAUUACUUCAAGGUAAAUGGAAUAGUAGACUUGAUACUUUGAAACAGGAACAACGCACUGGGUAUAGAGAAUGGAUUAUGAAAACAGUAGAAGAAAUGCAAGGAGUCGAUGGAUUGUAUUCUCCUAUUGGGAAUUCUCCUAUUAGUAUUGUUUCAAAUGGCUUUACCAUUUCAAAUAUGUCAUUAUAUGAUAUGGAAGAAAGUUUCACUAUACACCUUGGGUCACAAAUGAAAUCUACUCAUAAUAUUCGCAUUAUGUCAGCAGAUACUUUAAAUCUUCUAAGUCUAACUUUAGAAGAAAACGGAGUUGUUGUUCAUCAUCCUCAAAGAUUACAAACAGUAUUAGAAUUAUAUUCUCAAGAUCUUAAAGGUCUUGUUUUAUUUAUUGAUACAAAUAACUUAGAUUUCUACUCUGGUCUAGCAAAGGAGUUUUUUGAUAUUUGCGAAGGUAGUACAGAAUUUCAUUUUGAUUCUUUACAGGAUCAAUUAGAAAUUAUCAAAUCUGAUCUUAAAGUAGCCGUUGAAAAUCGAAAGUGCAAGGGUCCAGUUAGUAAUUUUUUAUCUCCAGAGUUACAAGCCCGACGAAAUAAAUCAAAACUUUUACAAUGUGGUGACGUUUAUAUUACAAAACAUUCAAAUCUUGCUUCUGUUCAUCUCGUAUUUCACAUGGUUAUUGAUGAUUCAUUAAAAUCAGGUGAUAUAAACUCAAGACAUCCAGUAAUCUUAGGAUUAAGAAAUAUAUUGAAAACAGCUUGUUCAUAUGAUAUUACUAUGAUAACUAUUCCAUUAUUUUUAACUCAUGAAAUGACUGAGGAUAUGACUGUUCCUUGGUGUCAGAAACGUGCAGAACUAGUUUUAAAGUGUGUAAAAGGAUUUAUGAUAGAAUCUGUAUCUUUAGGUGGAUCAGAAUUAAAAACUAUUCAGUUCCUAGUUCCAAAAGGAAUAUCUGAAGAAGUGUUUGGAAUACUAGCGACAAUGGUUCCAACCAUAUUCAGAGUAUCUACUCCACUUGUGUUUGAAUCAUCAGGGCCAGAAAUUGAGUCUCAAAUCAAGAACAAAAAGAGUUCAAAAAGUAAACGGAACUCUAAGUCCAAGUAAUUUAUACUCAUAAAUUGAACAAAUUAUAAACUAUUAGUUAAAUUUUAGUAUCAUUUCCAUGUACUAAAAUUAAUAUCAUUAAGAAUAUUUUAUUCAAAUUAGAAAUAUAUAAAAUUUUAUAUGAACUUUUGUAAGUUGUUCUAUUAGCUAUUGUUAUU
Melanaphis sacchari is the source of this 1868-nucleotide messenger RNA. Its product is annotated as protein C12orf4 homolog. NCBI's taxonomy places the organism in Eukaryota, Metazoa, Arthropoda, Insecta, Hemiptera, Aphididae. The transcript has 12 exons. The record is from RefSeq and is a predicted model, not a curated record. The coding region runs from base 1 to 1710 and encodes 569 amino acids. Gene Ontology annotation, cellular component: cytoplasm.